AUGGCGAGAUGUCGAAGGAUUGACAGCUUUGCUAGCCGCACUGCAGAGGAAAAACAUGGACAUGGUGAAUCUCUUGAUGCCCUACGACAAGGUGAGUUUGAAUUGCAGUUCAUGCGCAAGGUGGUAGAGGCAUGGGCAUCUGCAGUCCGCCAGGCCGGCAUUCAACUGACCGAUGUUGUGACUGACUUCGUUAAGCGUGCUUCCCAGUUGAAUACUGAGGGCCGAAUUCCGCAGCUGAUGCAUCGAAUCGCAAAACUCGCCGAGAGAUUCGCCCUCUAUGGGGGCGAACUGGAGAAGCAAGUCGCCGACGCACGCGCCUUUCUGAACGCCUACCGAUCAAUCGAUAAUCGCCACAUGGAUUCGAUCAACCUGUUGCUUAAAGAGGAUUUGGAGAACAUGAUCGGUUCGCAGCUUGUAAAUUUGGAGCAGAGCGUGCGUGACCUGCUGCAAAUUGGCUCGUUCAGAUACAGCCUCAGCCUCGACCCAGCGUCGAUGCCUGGCAGGGUCAGCGAUUCAAUGGUAUCGGCCCUUUAUCGUGACGUCACGAUCGUUCCCGCCGAGAGACAGCAGGCGGUCAUCGCAAUCAAGCCCUUCCCCUGCUCCUUUGGGACGGCCAUCCCUUGCCAGUCCGGAACAGGAGGGCUGUGUAUAAAAGGUCAUGAAGUCCUGGCUCUUUGCCUCGAUUCUACUACCUACUCUGGGCACCCCCUCAACGCCAUAUUCAGCAAUCAGUCCCUCUUCACACUCAACCCCGAAUCUUCCCAAGAUAUCCCCCAACUAGCCAAGAUGCAGUUCUUGGUCGUCGCCUCCUGUGUCGCAAGCGUCCUCGCCGUGCCCGCCGAGAUGACUUCGCGCACCGGCAACCACCAGGCUGAUGGCGACCGUUGUUUCUACAUUGGGCUGGGUGCCAACACUCACGCGGCAUAUGAACCAUACCAAUGCUGCCCUACCUCGUAUCUCAACAGAGAAGUAGCACCUGCGCCUGCACUUAUGCCCCAAAUGUAG
Cordyceps fumosorosea ARSEF 2679 is the source of this 1005-nucleotide messenger RNA. RefSeq lists its product as hypothetical. Lineage: Eukaryota; Fungi; Ascomycota; Sordariomycetes; Hypocreales; Cordycipitaceae. The record is from RefSeq and is a predicted model, not a curated record. Bases 1 to 1005 code for a protein of 334 amino acids. The transcript is spliced from 5 exons.